AAAUUUACAGUUCGCCAAAGAUGCCGAAACUGUGCGCUGUGUGCCAAAAAAACGCAACUCAGGCAUGCUCUGCGUGCUGUCGGGCGUUUUAUUGCAGCAAAGAGCACCAAAAGGAUGACUGGAAGAAGCACAAGACUUCGUGCGUUUGCUACAAAGUCACACGGGACGACACCCUUGGGAGGUGUGUCAUAGCCACCAGGAACAUCCGACCUGGAGAGGUCAUCAUGAAGAGUCCGCCCUUGCUAUUAGGGCCCAAAACUGUAAGCGCCCCGCUUUGCUUAACCUGCCAUAAGCGCCUUGACUUGGCCACGAGCAGGUACGAGUGCUGCAAGUGCCACUGGCCUCUGUGCGACGACCAGUGUGCACGUCACCCUCUGCAUGAACCCGAGUGUCAAAUUUUCGCCAAAGCUAACUUCAAACCGACUGUGAAGAACGACAACUCGAAACAGUCGAUAUAUUCUUCAAUAGCACCGCUAAGAGCUCUCCUACUCAAAAUGAACGACCCUGACAAGUUCGAGCUACUCAUGAACGGUCAAUGCCACCUUGACGCACACUUGACCACCCCCUUGUACCAUAUACUCAAACGCAGCUUGGUCCCUUUCAUCACCCAGCUGCUCCAAGUCGACACUAACGACACCGAAAUUCUGACAAUUUGCUCCAUUUUUGACACUAACUGCUUCGAGGUGCGGGACCCUCAAGGGUUGGUUAAUAUCAGGGGGCUGUACCCUAGUAUUGCCCUCCUGUCGCAUGAUUGCAGACACAACACUAAACACACCUUCGAAGGAGAGGGCUUCGAUUUGGUACUCACAGCCACAAGACCCAUCAAAAAAGGGGACUUAAUCACAGUCACUUACACUCAGACUCUCUGGGGGACUCUAGAGAGACGGGCACACUUGAAGAUAUCCAAACACUUUGACUGUCUUUGCCAACGGUGCAGCGACCCCACGGAAUUUGGGACUUACGUGGGCUCGAUUGUCUGCAUCCGUUGCCAAGAUGGGAAAACCAUCAGCUGUGAUCCUCUGGAUCGCCAAGCUGACUGGAAGUGUGAAAAAUGUGGGUUUCUAGUGGUAUCAGAAGAGAUAGCCUGGAGGAAUGAAAGCUUGAAACGAGAGGUGUCCCAGUUGGACAAAGCUGAUCCAGGAAGCUUGGAAGAAUUUCUGGAUAGAUACAAAACGGUGCUCCACGAGAAAAACUCUUUCGCUUUGCAGGUAAAGUAUGCCUUGACUCAGAUGUACGGAAACAUGGAAGGAUACAGGCUUGAAGAGCUUUCAGACCAACUAGUCGACAGAAAAGUUCAACUAUGUGAGGAGCUUCUGGACGUUGCGGAAAUUCUAGAGCCAGGUCUUUCGAGGUUUCGGGGGUCGCUGUUGUACGACUUACACGAGGCACUAAUGGCCAAAGUGAAACUAGGACGAAAAGAGUUGGAAGCUAAGGCGCUGGAAUGCUUGAAGGAAGCGGGCCAGAUUUUGGAAACUGAGCCGGAUUUGGGACCCAUGGUUAAAAAGAAAAUGGAGAAGCUAACAUAGAUGUCUUAUGAUUGUGUUGCAGAGGCAGAAAGAAGCUUUUAGACAGCUUUGUAGGUUCCAAGUAGAGGUGGAAUAGGUGCUGGGCUAAGUAGAGGGUUGUAAUUCCGGUAAAGUAAUGAUGGAAAAAGGUUGGAAUACCGGAAACGGUGCAACGAAAGGAGCUUGUUCGUUUUAAUGUUUUGUCUUUGUCGGUAUUUGGUCUAUUUUGUGUCAAUGUAAAGUGUAACCUAGGGUACAACGUCAAAGAUUAUGCAAAUAAAUGAA
Zophobas morio is the source of this 1790-nucleotide messenger RNA. RefSeq names its product SET domain-containing protein SmydA-8 (gene SmydA-2). The transcript has 3 exons. Lineage: Eukaryota; Metazoa; Arthropoda; Insecta; Coleoptera; Tenebrionidae. Gene Ontology annotation, molecular function: protein binding. The record is from RefSeq and is a predicted model, not a curated record. The coding region runs from base 21 to 1526 and encodes 501 amino acids.